This is a messenger RNA of Lagopus leucura (white-tailed ptarmigan), 1764 nucleotides long. RefSeq names its product mitochondrial translation release factor 1 (gene MTRF1). Gene Ontology annotation, molecular function: translation release factor activity. Bases 297 to 1664 code for a protein of 455 amino acids. The transcript has 11 exons. NCBI's taxonomy places the organism in Eukaryota, Metazoa, Chordata, Aves, Galliformes, Phasianidae. The record is from RefSeq and is a predicted model, not a curated record. Gene Ontology annotation, biological process: translational termination.
GGGCUGGAGGAGAGCAAUGCGCUGGAAGGACAGACGGAGGGACGGCCGAAGACAGGCAGCUGCUGCAGCACGCCGGGAGUUGUGUCUGUGAGCAGGCAUGCUGGGAGUGCGAGUCUUUCCACUUUACUUCCUGUCUGCAAUGGCCUCGUGAUGUAAGGCAGGACCUGUCUGGCGCUUCCAUUUGGGGAGGUGGUUACCACUUGACUGGACGAUGAGUGGCCAUUCUGACUUGCAAUGGUGAAAGUGCUCCAUGUCUGAUACUGCUAAUUUCAGGCAGUGGAAGAAUAAGAAACAAUAUGAAACCUCCACAAAGUGUCUGUUUUUUCAAGAACCUGCUUUCUGGUUUCUACUGUUAUGGUCAGCUUCACAAUUCCCCUCUUCCUUCUGUUGCAAAGAAGAUGAGUUGUGUGAUGAGGCUGCACAGCCGUGGAUUUUGGAGGCCAGACUCUUUGCUGGACACAGCUGGAUUCACUCUGUUAUUUCACAGUCAGCUUAGGAAGAAGCAUCAGGACUCUCGAGCAUUGUGGAAGCAUGAGGCUGUGCAGAAGUAUCUGGAAACUCUGAGCAAGGAAUACCAGCAGGUUAAUAGUCUGCUAAAUGCUGAUUCAAAGAAUGAAUUUGAGCAAAGGACCCUGAGGAGAAGACAUGCUGAUCUGUCCCCAGUUGCAACUGCAUUUCAAGAAAUCAAAGAGGCUGAAGGCGAGCUCCGGGAAUUAGAAACCAUGUGUAGAGAGCUGGGCAGCAGAGAAGAGAAGCAACUGCUAGAGCUUGCCUUAGAAGAGAAGGAAACCCUCGAUAAAAAAAUCAACACGCUGUGCAGAAAGCUUUUCCAGCUUGUAGUGCCAAAGGAGAAGUAUGAUAAAAGUCACGUUAUAUUAGAAGUGACAGCUGGCAGAACAACUGGAGGUGACAUCUGCCAACAGUUCACUAAAGAAAUGUUUGAGAUGUACCAGAACUAUGCGGGCUAUAAAUGCUGGACCUUUGACAUUCUGAACUACGUGCCAGCUGAGAUAGGUGGGUUGCAUCACGCGGCUGCUCAUAUUUCAGGAGAUGAUGUCUACAGGCAUCUGAAAUAUGAAGGAGGGACUCACAGAGUCCAGCGAAUCCCUGAGACCGGGCUGUCAUCGAGAAUGCAGCGUAUUCAUACGGGGACAAUGUCAGUUAUUGUGCUCCCUCAGCCAGAGGAGGUUGAUGUUAAAGUGGAUCCCAAAGAUCUGCGUAUAGACACAUUCCGGGCCAAAGGAGCAGGAGGGCAACACGUCAACAAAACUGACAGUGCUGUGAGGGUUGUACAUCUUCCCACAGGGGUGGUGGUUGAGUGCCAGCAGGAGAGAUCGCAGCAGAUGAACAAGGAAAUAGCUCUGAGGACGCUGAGAGCUAAGCUGUACCAGCAGAUCAUUGAGAAACAACUGAGUCAAGAGCAGAGCGCCAGGAAACUGCAGUUGGGAACAAGAGCCCAGUCAGAGAGAAUUCGUACUUACAACUUCACCCAGGACAGAGUCACUGACCACAGGAUCUCGUAUGAUGCACGCAAUAUCAAGGAAAUUCUGAGUGGGAAAGAGGAACUGGAUAAGCUAAUAAACAGGCUGCUGGAGUUUGCGGAGAUGGAGGCUCUCACAGAGUAUCUAGAAAACCUGCAGUCCAUGGGAGGAGAAGGAUGCUGAAGAUCUUGUGUGGAGCUAAAGCAGAACUGGGUUUGUAACUAAAUAAAAUGGAUAUAAAAUGGAUAACAGAUUGAUUAAAAUCUAUGCCUCUGUUUUUCAA